Messenger RNA from Hydractinia symbiolongicarpus, 596 nucleotides. Its product is annotated as cytochrome c oxidase subunit 5B, mitochondrial-like. Gene Ontology annotation, biological process: mitochondrial electron transport, cytochrome c to oxygen. Bases 121 to 519 code for a protein of 132 amino acids. Gene Ontology annotation, cellular component: mitochondrial envelope. The record is from RefSeq and is a predicted model, not a curated record. The transcript has 4 exons. NCBI's taxonomy places the organism in Eukaryota, Metazoa, Cnidaria, Hydrozoa, Anthoathecata, Hydractiniidae.
UUAUAUGUGUGCCGACGGAGGGUUUCCAUGAAGCAAGCGAUCAGUUGAGUUAAGCGAAUAGCAAGGACUUCUCCUUUUAUAUGCCCAUUGCAUUGUGUAGACCACAUAUUUGCAGUCAAAAUGGCACUUAGGCUCUUCGCUUCUUCUGUUGCAAGGAGAUCUGUUAUGUUUACACGAGCUGCAGGUCUAUCUACUUCUAGAAUCGUCAAGCAAGCAGAUAACGCUACAAUUCCAACUGAUCUUGAGCAAGCAACAGGUGUAGAACGAAAAGAAUUAGAAGCAAUUCUUGCUGGAAAUCCGGAUCCUUUCAACUUAAACGUUAAAAAAGGUGUCCCUGGAACGUUAGAUGCACCAACAUUGGUACCUUCUAUGUACGAAGAAAGAAUAAUUGGCUGCGUGUGUGAAGAGGAUUCAACGACUAUAUCUUGGAUGUGGUUAAAGAAAGGUCCAGCAGUACGUUGUAAAUGCGGGAACUUCUUCCAACUUGUACCUGGCAAAAGCAACGCACUUGCCGAUUGAUGUUAGAGUUUUACUGUUUAUAAAUGCAAUUAUCGAAUAUUGUCUGAAAAUAUUGACGUUGACACCUUCCGUUCGUA